This is a messenger RNA of Physcomitrium patens, 1032 nucleotides long. RefSeq lists its product as uncharacterized. The record is from RefSeq and is a predicted model, not a curated record. Lineage: Eukaryota; Viridiplantae; Streptophyta; Bryopsida; Funariales; Funariaceae.
ACACCAUUGCUCUUAAAAUGUCGACGAUCCUCCGCGAUUUUUGAAUUGCUUUUAGACAAUCACAUUCGAUUUUCAGUCUGCCUUCCCACUAAAUACCGUUUCAUUGACAUCUUGUGUAUAUUGUGCGCAUAGAUCGGAGAAUUUCUUUCUUUUUGGAUUACUAUUCUAUUUCAUAUUCAAUCUCAAGCUUAAUCACCAUGUCGACUUACGAUCAGACCAAGGAGAUGGCCGGAAAGAAGGCCGAGGAGACGAAGGCAUUCGGUGAGGACAAGGCUGAGCAAGCUCACGGUGCCACGAAGAGUGCUACCGGAACUGCUCAAGACAAGGCUAGCCAGGCGGGAGAUUACGCAGGAUCCAAAGCUCACGACGUCAAGUCUGCUGCCUCUGAUGCCGCUGGAACAGCUCAGGACAAGGGAAGCGACACGACUGGAGCUGCUAAGGAUACGGCUCAACAUGUAGGUGACAAGACUGCUGAUACCGCUGGUGCCACGAAGUCCAAGGCUGGCGAAGCGAAAGACGCUGCAGGAAGCAAGGCUAGUGAGGCUGGCAGCUACGUGAGCGACAAGACCUCUCAAGGCAAAGAUGCUGCAGCAGACACUGCAGGCGCAACCAAGGACAAGGCGUCAGGCGUUGCGGGUACUGCCCAGGAAAAGGCUGGUGGCGCUGCGGGAUAUGCCAAGGAUACUGCCGUGAGCGCCAAGGACACCACUGUGGGUGCUGCCACCCAAGCUAAGGAUGCUGCUGGCAAUGUUCUUCACCAGACCGGGGACGCCGUGGCCAACGCUUUCCAGGGCCUGAAGGACCCCGUAACUCCCAAUCAUUAGAACUGAUCAGACGUUGCGAUCUACCAUGUUAUGCAGUCCUCGCGUUUUGUAUAGUAAAUAAGACACCGCAAGCAUUGGCUCUGGAUUCAGCACGAGGUUGCGCGGCGCCAUAUUACUGUAAAGAUGAUGAAGUGAAUAUUUAACAGAGUGCUGGCGCCGGUUUCUAAGUUGAUGCAAUUCUGUUGUUUUAAUCUAAUUUACUUGUGAA